Molecule: messenger RNA, 1093 nt
Organism: Erigeron canadensis
Lineage: Eukaryota; Viridiplantae; Streptophyta; Magnoliopsida; Asterales; Asteraceae
Product: transcription factor MYB73-like
Exons: 1
Coding region: 4-867 (287 amino acids)
Biological process (GO): regulation of DNA-templated transcription
Cellular component (GO): nucleus
Molecular function (GO): RNA polymerase II cis-regulatory region sequence-specific DNA binding; DNA-binding transcription factor activity, RNA polymerase II-specific
Source: RefSeq, a predicted model, not a curated record
ACUAUGGAUCCAGUCAAAGGUCCAUGGAGCUCCGAAGAAGACGAACUUCUGAAAAUUUUAGUUCAGAAACAUGGUGCAAGAAACUGGUCUCUAAUAAGCAAAUCUGUUCCGGGUCGGUCAGGGAAAUCGUGCCGGUUGCGUUGGUGCAACCAGCUGUCUCCACAAGUGGAGCACCGCGCGUUUACGCCUGAGGAAGAUGAGAUGAUCCUCAAGGCGCACGCGCGGUUUGGGAACAAGUGGGCGACCAUCGCCCGCUUGUUGAAUGGGAGGACAGAUAACGCGAUAAAAAAUCAUUGGAAUUCUACGCUUAAGCGCAAGUGUUCGUCAAUGGGUAGUGAUGAUUUUGGGUUUCUCGAUGGUCAAGAUUUGGUUAGUUAUCAGCCCCCUCUGAAACGGUCUGCUAGCCUCGGACCGGAUGUUAGCAAUAUUCAGUCCAGCAUCCGGUCCGAGGUAGGGUUAUUUUUUAAUAAUAACUCUAAUAGUCCUACCACAUCAGAGCUGACUGAAUAUUCCAAUAUUACUAAUAAUAAUAAUCGAGCUGAACCGGUUACCAAACCGGUCCAGGACGAUGUACCAGAUGAUAUGUUGGCUUUAACUUUGUCAUUACCCGGAUCUGCAGCAAAAGAAAAGUUGCCAGUGCCCGAGAAGGCUCCACCGGCACAGAUGCAAGCAACUGCGCCGGUGGUGCAAACGGGUGAUACGAAUUAUUCUUAUAAUUCGAAACUACUCGAGAUAAUGCAGGAGAUGGUUAAAACGGAAGUGAGGCAUUAUAUGUCAGGGAUGGAGAAAAAUGGACAGUGGUUGCAAACUGAAGCUGCCAUAAGGAAUGCUGUGUUUAAUAAUAUGGGGAUGAACAAAAUUGGAUAGUAGUAUUAGUUUUGAUGAAAAAAAAAAAAUUUUUUUUAGCUAGUCAAUGCUUAUUAUUGGUUAUGAGGUUGAAUUAAGGUACUUGAAAAGUUGGGGGUAGUUCAGAUUUAAUUUUUUUUAUAAACCAUUGUCUUGUAUAGAGAUAUGAUGAAGUCAAUUUCAUGAGUAGAGAAUUCUUUUGGACAUGGUUUAUUUUCGUUAUUAACUCUGUAGUUUUUCAAUUUAA